GAGCCGACCGACAGACGAUAACUUCCUGUCGAAAAAGCAGCAAGUUGGAGAAGUGAACACGAUUUUAAGUUUGGAAAAUGCCAACAUAUAAAGUUAAUGUCAAGUGGGGGAAGGAGAAGUUCAGUGAUGUGGAGUGUAACACAGACGAGCCCCCAAUUGUCCUCAAGGCUCAACUGUUCGCUUUGUCAGGUGUCCAGCCAGAGAGACAGAAGGUCAUGAUGAAGGGAGCUGUUUUGAAGGAUGAUGACUGGGGAAAAGUGAAACUGAAGGCUGGCGCCAUGCUCCUGAUGAUGGGAACAGCAGAGGAACUACCCCAGGAGCCGGUGGAGAAGACAGUAUUCAUGGAAGAUAUGAGUGAGGAACAGCUGGCAUCUGCACUGGAGAUUCCUAGUGGUCUGACCAACCUUGGAAACACCUGUUAUAUGAAUGCUACCAUCCAAUGUCUUCGAUCAAUUCCAGAACUCACAGAUGCCCUGAAAAAGUACAAAGGGGACAUAACCUUGAGUGGAGCCGCUCCUCCUGCUGAAUCCAUCACAGCAGCAAUGAGGGACCUGUGUGUCUCUGUAGAGAAAGCGGGAACAGCCAUUCCUCCCAUCAUCUUUCUCCAAGUACUACACACGGCAUAUCCUCAGUUUGCUGAGAAAUCUGAACAUGGAGGCUAUGCUCAACAGGACGCCAAUGAGUGUUGGACUGAAAUAGUCAGGUGCUUACAACAAAAGGUCAAAGUGCCAGCAGUCCAGGGAGCUGAGGCUGGAGCAUCAAGUAGUGCCUCAUUUAUAGAUAAAUAUAUGGGCAUCGACUCUGAAGUGACGCUCCAGUGUCAGGAGGCCGAGGACGAACCUUCCACCAAGUCAAUAGAGAAGCUUUACCAGCUCAGCUGCUUCAUAGAGAAAGAGGUCAAAUAUAUGCACAGUGGAUUACGAAAUAGGUUAGAAGAGGCUAUCACUAAGCAUUCCCCAACCUUAGGGAGAGAUUCCCUCUACAAGAAGAGUAGUAAAAUAAGCAGAUUACCUGGAUACCUAGCUAUUCAAUUCGUGCGAUUCUACUAUAAAGAAAAAGACAACAUUAAUGCCAAAAUUUUGAAGGAUGUAAAAUUUCCCAUAAGUCUGGACAUGUACGAACUGUGCACACCAGAACUACAGGAAAGGCUAUCAACAACCAGAGACAAGUUUAAGGAAAUGGAAGACAGGGAUGCAGAAAGGCUGCAAAAGGAAAAAGAAGCAGGACUAGUGAAACAAAAGAACGAAGCUGAUAUAAAACAUACAGAUAAGGAAACAGAACCAUAUGAGUUUGAAAAUGAUCCUGGAUCCAACAACAGUGGUUACUAUGAGUUAAAUGCUGUUCUGACGCACAAGGGAAGGUCCAGUUCUAGUGGUCAUUAUGUCGCUUGGGUCAAGCGGAAAGGAGAUCAGUGGUUCAUGUACGAUGAUGACCAUGUGACCCCUGUGACCUCUGAGGAUGUGUUGAAGCUGUCAGGAGGCGGUGACUGGCACUCUGCCUAUGUUCUGCUGUAUGGACCUCGCAUUCUGGUCAAAGAGGACGACAAAGCAAAGGAAACACCGAUGGAGUCCUAGUGUAAAAUCGAAAAUAAUAAUGUGAAGGUGAUGUUGACACCAUGGUAUGACUGUUGUCAAGGUGAAAUAUGUGGAACGUCCAGACACAUUUAUUAAGCUUAGUUACCCAUGUAGGUGUGGCUGUGUCCCCUACAACACACAUUCCUCCACCUCAUUACACUCUUCUUAGGAGAAAUCUAUCAGGUCCUGGAGAUGGUCUACAAAAUAUGCGUUUCCUAAAAGGAAGCUACAGGUAUUGGAAAUUCUGAACUUCUAGAGAGAGAGCUGCAAUUCUUUGGGCAAGAAAUUUAUAAUUCUUGGAGAAAUCUGCAUUUCUUGGGAGAUUUGUAUUUCUUGGAAGAAAAUCAACAGUUCUUGGCCUUGAACAAAUCAUCUGUACGUGGAGACAAUUACACUGUCAUUGGUCUUUGUCUUUAUUUAAGCUACGCUUUUACCAAUGUUGUCUUCUUUAAUUAAAGAGAUGUUAUCUUACGGAAUAAGUGCUAUCGUUAUAUUACUUGAAUAACAUAAGUGCUAUCGUUAUAUCUUACGGAAAAAGUGCUGUUACAAGUGCUUCUGUGAUGCUAUUUGUGGAAUAUUUCUCUGGCAAUGCUAAUUAGCAUCUGAUUUUUCAACAAUUUCUUUGCCAAAACUUUAUUUUCAAAAGUGAUUUUUCGCUGCCACCACAAUUAAAAACAUGACACUUUGGUUUUGAGAGUAAUAACAAUGUAUGUUGUCAUCGAAUAAACAUAAAAGAAUAAACAUCUGAUGUUUACAUUUAUUUAUCUGAAUCAUCCUUUGUAAAUACUGUCUUCGCUUUGGAAAUUGAUAACUUUUUUCCCAUAUGUACACAAUUGAUGGACCAGGUUGUAUUGUGAAUUCAUUCGUUAAUUUUUAAAAGAGACCCAUGAUUGUUUCAUAAGCUAAUAAAGCUUGCUCAUUUAAUUGUGAUAAUCGUGAAUAAACAUGCAGUUAAUCUUA
Mizuhopecten yessoensis (Yesso scallop) is the source of this 2534-nucleotide messenger RNA. RefSeq names its product ubiquitin carboxyl-terminal hydrolase 14-like. Bases 78 to 1574 code for a protein of 498 amino acids. NCBI's taxonomy places the organism in Eukaryota, Metazoa, Mollusca, Bivalvia, Pectinida, Pectinidae. Gene Ontology annotation, biological process: protein deubiquitination; regulation of proteasomal protein catabolic process; proteasome-mediated ubiquitin-dependent protein catabolic process. The record is from RefSeq and is a predicted model, not a curated record. Gene Ontology annotation, molecular function: protein binding; proteasome binding; cysteine-type deubiquitinase activity. The transcript has 17 exons.